UCCGGCCCCCAGCACCAGGGCCGCCUGCUUCUGCUGCAGCCCGGGGUGCUGCCCUGCACCCAUCCCUGGAGAGCGCUGCCUUGCACCGAGCUCCGCUGCACCCGUCCCGCGGGGGCUGUCCUGGCCCGAGGGUGGCUCAGCACCCAUCCCGGGGUGCUGCACGGGGAGGUGGCCUCAGCACCUAUCCCCGAGCUGGGCUGCCUUGUGCCCAGCCCCGCUGCACCCAUCCCGGGAGCUGCCCUGCGGCGGGCGGGCGGCCAGCACCCAUCCCGGGGGAGCGGGCUGCCUUGCACCCAUCCCCGGGGGCUGCACCGCAGCGGGGUUAUUCCAACACCUACCCCGGAGCGUGAGGGCUGCAUCGCACCCGGCCCCGCUAUCCCCAUCGUGGGGUCCGCGGCUGGCAGCUUCUCCUAUCGCCGGUGACCGGCUCCUGGCUCCCGCCUCGUUUUAUGGUCGUGGAGAGGGAGGAAAAAUCCCAAACCAGCUGCGUAAAUGAGUAUGGAAGAUUAUGAUUUCCUCUUCAAAAUUGUUUUAAUUGGCAACGCCGGUGUGGGGAAGACCUGCUUAGUCCGUCGCUUCACUCAGGGGCUUUUCCCACCGGGUCAAGGAGCCACCAUUGGGGUUGACUUCAUGAUCAAAACUGUGGAGAUAAACGGUGAAAAAGUAAAGCUGCAGAUCUGGGACACGGCGGGACAGGAGCGGUUCCGAUCCAUCACACAGAGUUACUAUCGCAGCGCCAACGCCUUGAUCCUCACCUACGACAUUACCUGCGAAGAAUCCUUCCGCUGCCUGCCCGAGUGGCUGCGGGAGAUCGAGCAGUACGCCAGCAACAAGGUCAUCACCGUGCUAGUGGGUAAUAAGAUUGAUUUAGCUGAUAAGAGGGAAGUCUCCCAGCAGAGAGCUGCCGAGUUUUCCGAAGCACAGGAUAUGUACUACCUGGAAACCUCAGCAAAAGAGUCGGAUAAUGUGGAAAAACUCUUCCUGGACUUGGCCUGUCGCUUGAUCAGCGAGGCACGACAGAACACCCUUGAGAACAAUGUCUCAUCCCCCUUACCAGGAGAGGGGAAAAGCAUCAGCUACUUGACUUGCUGUAAUUUUAACUGAGGAGCUGGCAUGGGAUUUCCUCUUCUGCCAUGGGCCAAGAGAGUUUGUUUAUUUUCCUUCCUUUUUUUUCUUUGCUGGGAUUUAUCUACUUGAAGCGAAUUAUUCCUGCCACUUCCCGAGUCAGGAUGCAGACCUGGAAGCAUGGCUCCAGCUGGAUGGCAACAUAGCAGAAUCUAUCACGGUUGAAGUUUCACCUUUCUCGCAGUCUCUGGAGCAGGUUAGGAGCAGAAGAGUUGCACAAGUGCUUCAUGCGAUGCAGAACACGAGCUGCUGUGUUUCCUUCUGUGGGAGACUAGAGCAGCCUCUCCUGAAGAAGAUACUGAACAGUUGAACAUCUCCAUAUCAGAACAAUGUGUCUGGUCCUUUUUGAAUUGAAAUAAACCAACAAUGAACACUGACCCUGGACUACGCUGGCAGUCUUUGGGGCUGCCAGUGAGUGAGCUCUUAGGACAUGUACAUAGCGUCUGCCCAUGCGUCUCCGUGGAGGACUCCAGUGUUUGAAAUAGUGUUAUGUCUCUCAUCUACAGGCACUUUCAUGAACAUGGAACUAAAGGACAAGUUACAUAUAUCAACAUUUUCCAGAUGUAAGAAGACCUGGAUACAGCUCAGUUGCUCCCUUUGGUGCUAGCAGUUCAGCAAAUAUUCCAUAGGCCAAACGUAGUCUUACUACAUUGCUGUCCUCUGAAUGUGUAACUUAGACUGGUUAGGAAAAAACCCCACACUAAGAAGCACUGUUCAUAAAAAUAAAGCAAAUCUUGUUACCUCUUUUUCUAGGCCUAAAACGUAGUGGGAAAGGACUGUGCUGCUUUGAUGGCCAACGCAGGGUGAAAAGACUUCUCCAGAAAUAAAAAUAAACCAGAAAAUUAACCAUUCCUCCUCUAAUUAGUUAUGUCCUAAUGUGGAAAAUCACCUUUGGGAAAGAUUAUUGGUGGAGCUGGGGGAAAAAGUGCACCAGAUGUGACCAAAAUCUUGUGCGUGCACAGGUUGUGUGUAAGGGUUCAAAGAGAGCACAGUUUGAAGUGGCCUCCUGCAAUAUAUCCAGCUUAAACAUAAAGCUUGUAGAUACAGUUCUUGUUGAAAGGCAGACGUACAAUGUAGAGGGGUUUUUAUGCUAGGUGGGAAGAGCAGCAGGUUGCAAGUGGUAUAAUUCUGUGUCUGACCCAUCCAGCGCUCACCUCAUGGAACUACUCUCCAAGAUGCUCUUGAAGGUAUCUUCUUGGCAUCUGGUUUCUCUACUAGAGUAGCUUUCAGUUUCAGGGCUGUAGAGUCAUUUAAUUGACUUGAUGCUUUACUUUUAAUCUCAGACUCCAGUAUGUGUAUAACUGUUUAAGCAAUUUCUUUCUACAGACCCCCUGAAGUGGAAGCACUCUGGAGUUUGGGAUGUUAUUCCACUUCUAGUGCCGUAUACAAACAAUGCAUUGCAAAUGUACACAUUGACAUUGAAGUGAAGCAGGAAGAUAGCGAAAUGUGCCCAUGCAAAAUGAUACUUAGAUGUUUCAGUUCUGUUCAGCUAAUCUGCAUAAACCUCCCCUGGCAAUUUCAUGGCUGAGAUUUGCUGUAAUUUAGAGUUAAUCAUUUUAAAAUUAACUUGGCUUGUACUGAAGAUUGAAACAAAGCUUUUGUAUUGACAUCAAAAGCUGCCAGUAAGUGUGUCUUUAAAAGAAUAACAAUUAAAAAGGCAUUUUAAAAUGCUUUUACACGUGUUCCUAGAAAGACUUUUGGGCUGUAUCAUGUUGUGCCUUUGAUCCGUAAUAGGGAGCUGACUCUGUGUCAGAGAGAGGGGAUCGGUGUGUCAUAUGGUCAUUUCUAGUAUUUUUUUGCUAUAUUUUAGGUCACUUUCUUCUGUUAUGAGUAGU
Messenger RNA from Pezoporus flaviventris, 2960 nucleotides. RefSeq names its product RAB30, member RAS oncogene family (gene RAB30). Gene Ontology annotation, molecular function: GTPase activity; GTP binding. The coding region runs from base 493 to 1104 and encodes 203 amino acids. The transcript has 5 exons. Gene Ontology annotation, cellular component: trans-Golgi network. Gene Ontology annotation, biological process: Rab protein signal transduction. The record is from RefSeq and is a predicted model, not a curated record. NCBI's taxonomy places the organism in Eukaryota, Metazoa, Chordata, Aves, Psittaciformes, Psittacidae.